AUGUCUUUUUACAGCAAAAAAGAGUCGUUUUUCUUGGACGCGGUGGCAUCAACUACUUGCCCAAUUGUUCAAAUCGUCCCUUUGACGGACAUCGAUGUAUCCAACUACCUUGACGCGCACCCGGAGGUUCUUGCAAAGUACUUUGAGGAGCGCAAGGGCUAUGCAUGGUCCUUCGUCGAGAUCCCUUUUCAAGAUUUAACGGGUGGAGAGGUCACCGCCGCAAACGAGGGCAAUGCAAGUAAUCAAGAAGCACAGCGACUUCGUAGCUUGUUUGAGGACGAGCCAGUUGCUGCCACAGAACCAGAAGCUUUCGGUGAACUGGCCCCGGUUCCAGAGGACGAUACAGAGAGCAACUUCUCAGAGAGCGAGCUGGACUCAUCUCCCUGGGUGAAAGCACCUAUCCCAUCUAUCUUUCCCCCUUCUCCCUAUCCCUCGGCUGAUCCAUUUAUUCAGCACCCUUCCACACUUUCCUCCUCACCUUCUCCGUCUCCAUCUCCGUCGCCUUCCCCUUCUCCAUCUUCGUCUUCAUCUUCGUCUCCGCCGCCUUCCCAUUCCUCUUCACCUCCUCCUCCUCCUCCACCACCGCCACCACUAGCUUCUCUCCUACAGAAGAACAGCCGGAGUUGGAGCGCCGCGGAGGAGGAAUCUUGCUGCAGACAUAUGAAGGCAGUGUGUAAGGAGGGCAAGAUUCAGGGCGAAGCCCGGUUCAGAGAGACGCAAAGACGCAUGUCAGAUGAGGACGGUUUUCAGCACAGGGGCGCAACAGCAGUCAAGAACUUUUGGAACCGUGUUGGCCGUGCUAGAUGCAACCUCGACGAACGCAAGAACAAAAAGGCACCUCUAGCGACGUCGCAACAGGGUAAACUAGCCAAUUCAUCUCGGCAUCUCACGGCUUCAGCCUUCAUAUCAUCACAGGGCGUACGCAAAUGUUCAACUCUGCCAAAAAGACGUCCUCCCAAGCAAAUGCCGGACUCAGACUCAAACAAUGAGCAGGAAUACGAUACAGCUGAUACAACGCCGCCAUCUGUCAAGAAACCUCGUAAAAGAGAUCGAGAUGACAGCGAAUCAGAGUGGAAGCCAGAUCAAGGCAUGUUCAAUGCUAUUGCGAAAGGCAUCCGAAAUCCAAAGAAGGCUCGCGUCUCCAACUAG
Exophiala aquamarina CBS 119918 is the source of this 1149-nucleotide messenger RNA. RefSeq lists its product as uncharacterized. The record is from RefSeq and is a predicted model, not a curated record. The transcript has a single exon. The coding region runs from base 1 to 1149 and encodes 382 amino acids. Lineage: Eukaryota; Fungi; Ascomycota; Eurotiomycetes; Chaetothyriales; Herpotrichiellaceae.